AUGGAGAAAUCUGAGGUGGUUUCAAGUGGGGUCCCACGUAUUGUCCAGGAAAGUGAAAUGUUGGACACGUUCACAAAGUCAACGGUUACGAUCAAGAGUGGAAAAUUUGCCAACAGAAAAAUGUCUUUACUGGAAAUAUUUGAGACUGAUCUGGUUGAUAAAGAAAGGAAAGAGAAAUUAAUAAAUGAUUAUAAAACUGGAAAGAUUUCUCAGGAGAUUUUGCUCAUCAUGAUAAUUGAAAUAAUUGAGACAGAUAGAAUGAGUGAAAAGAUGAAAAACAUGAAAUUUAAAGGACUACGAAAGCAGGUGACAUUGGAUGAGCUAUUCAAGUCAAAAAUUGUGGACAUGAAAACCGUCCAACAACUGGAUGAUGGUGAGAAAACUCAGGAUGAAGUGGGAAGUUCUAUACUAAACUAUCUAGAAGGAUCAACUGCUAUUGCUGGCCUAUACAAUGAAGCAACCAAAGAAAAAAUGUCCAUAUACAAUGCCUUGAAGAAGGGUUAUUUGAGGCCAGGAACCAGCUUGGUUUUGCUAGAAGCACAGGCAGCUACAGGGUUCAUUGUUGAUCCCAUCAACAACUUGAAACUGUCAGUGGAUGAAGCGGUAGAACAGAAAGUAGUGGGAUGGGAUUACAAAGACAAACUCCUUUCAGCAGAGCGAGCUGUCACUGGGUACACUGAUCCGUACUCUAAAGAAACACUCUCACUCUUCCAGGCUAUGAAGAAGGGCCUCAUCUUGAAAGACCACGGCAUCCGCCUCCUGGAAGCUCAAAUCGCCACAGGGGGCAUCAUCGAUCCGCAAGCCAGCCAUCGUCUUCCAGUGGAAGUGGCCUACAGCAGAGGACUGUUUGAUGAGGAAAUGAAUCAAAUAUUGGCCGACCCCAGUGAUGACACCAAGGGCUUUUUUGAUCCAAACACUGAAGAGAACCUCACAUAUUUAGAUCUCAAGCAGCGCUGCAUCAUUGACCCUGACACAGGUCUAUGCUUGCUAUCUCUGAAGGAAAAACGAACCAAGUUUGGGAACAUCAGUUCAGGUGAUGUUCCAAAAAUAGUUGAAUCAAAGACUGUUCAGAGUUCUCAGAUUGGAACAUCGUCCCAAACUACAACAAUUACAACGACCACUACAACCACACUUACAGAAGUAGAAAUUUGGAACAAACUUCAAAAUUCAUAUAUUGAAAUAUCCUUUGGGAAGUUCUCUGGAAAGAAGAUGUCACUAAAAGAGUUAUUUGAAACAGAUCUCAUUGAUGAAGCCACGAAAAAGCAACUACUAGACGACUUCAGAUCUGGCAAAAUUUCAUUUGAGAAACUAAUGAUCAUAAUUACUGAAAUAAUUGAACGACAGAAGCAAAGUGAAAAGGGUAGAAACAUUUCAUUUAAGGGGCUGCGGAAGCCAGUGUCUCUAGAAGAACUGGUCAAAUCAAAACUCUUGGACAGUAAAACGGUAGACCAGUUGAUGCAAGGCCUAAAAUCAGAGGAAGAAGUUAGGCGGUCAAUACAAACCUACCUUGGCGGAUCGACGGCUAUUGCUGGAGUGUACAUUGAAGCAGCAAAGGAAAAAAUGUCCAUAUACAAUGCCUUGAAGAAAGGUUAUUUGAGGCCAGGAACCAGCUUGGUUUUGCUCGAAGCGCAGGCAGCUACAGGGUUCAUUGUUGAUCCCAUCAACAACUUUAAACUGUCAGUGGAUGAGGCAGUGGAACAGAAUGUAGUGGGAUGGGAUUACAAAGACAAACUCCUUUCAGCAGAGCGAGCUGUCACUGGGUACACUGAUCCGUACUCUAAAGAAACAAUCUCACUCUUCCAGGCCAUGAAAAAGGAACUCAUCUUAAAAGACCAUGGGAUCCGGCUCCUGGAAGCUCAAAUCGCUACUGGUGGCAUCAUUGACCCGCAGGCCAGCCAUCGUCUUCCAGUGGAAGUGGCCUACAGCCGAGGACUGUUUGAUGAGGAGAUGAACCAAAUAUUGUCCGACCCCAAUGAUGACACUAAAGGUUUCUUUGAUCCAAACACUCAGGAGAACCUCACGUAUUUAGACCUCAAGAAUCGUUGCAUCACCGAACCAGAGACUGGACUGUGUUUGCUGCCAAUUAAAGACAAGAACUCAAAAACAAAGACACUCAUUGUCACCAGUGAAAACGUGCAGACUGACAGUCAAGGAAAAAAUGAAUCCAAUAAUGGUGUAGAUCUUAAGAUGGAGAAAUCAGAGGUGGUUUCAAGUGGGGUCCCACGUAUUGUCCAGGAAAGUGAAAUGUUGGACACGUUCACAAAGUCAACGGUUACGAUCAAGAGUGGAAAAUUUGCCAACAGAAAAAUGUCUUUACUGGAAAUAUUUGAGACUGAUCUGGUUGAUAAAGAAAGGAAAGAGAAAUUAAUAAAUGAUUAUAAAACUGGAAAGAUUUCUCAGGAGAUUUUGCUCAUCAUGAUAAUUGAAAUAAUUGAGACAGAUAGAAUGAGUGAAAAGAUGAAAAACAUGAAAUUUAAAGGACUACGAAAGCAGGUGACAUUGGAUGAGCUAUUCAAGUCAAAAAUUGUCGACAUGAAAACCGUCCAACAACUGGAUGAUGGUGAGAAAACUCAGGAUGAAGUGGGAAGUUCUAUACUAAACUAUCUAGAAGGAUCAACUGCUAUUGCUGGCCUAUACAAUGAAGCAACCAAAGAUAAAAUGUCCAUAUACAAUGCCUUGAAGAAGGGUUAUUUGAGGCCAGGAACCAGCUUGGUUUUGCUAGAAGCACAGGCAGCUACAGGGUUCAUUGUUGAUCCCAUCAACAACUUGAAACUGUCAGUGGAUGAAGCGGUAGAACAGAAAGUAGUGGGAUGGGAUUACAAAGACAAACUCCUUUCAGCGGAGCGAGCUGUCACUGGGUACACUGAUCCGUACUCUAAAGAAACACUCUCACUCUUCCAGGCUAUGAAGAAGGGCCUCAUCUUGAAAGACCACGGCAUCCGCCUCCUGGAAGCUCAAAUCGCCACAGGGGGCAUCAUCGAUCCGCAAGCCAGCCAUCGUCUUCCAGUGGAAGUGGCCUACAGCAGAGGACUGUUUGAUGAGGAAAUGAAUCAAAUAUUGGCCGACCCCAGUGAUGACACCAAGGGCUUUUUUGAUCCAAACACUGAAGAGAACCUCACAUAUUUAGAUCUCAAGCAGCGCUGCAUCAUUGACCCUGACACAGGUCUAUGCUUGCUAUCUCUGAAGGAAAAACGAACCAAGUUUGGGAACAUCAGUUCAGGUGAUGUUCCAAAAAUAGUUGAAUCAAAGACUGUUCAGAGUUCUCAGAUUGGAACAUCGUCCCAAACUACAACAAUUACAACGACCACUACAACCACACGUACAGAAGUAGAAAUUUGGAACAAACUUCAAAAUUCAUAUAUUGAAAUAUCCUUUGGGAAGUUCUCUGGAAAGAAGAUGUCACUAAAAGAGUUAUUUGAAACAGAUCUCAUUGAUGAAGCCACGAAAAAGCAACUACUAGACGACUUCAGAUCUGGAAAAAUUUCAUUUGAGAAACUAAUGAUCAUAAUUACUGAAAUAAUUGAACGACAGAAGCAAAGUGAAAAGGGUAGAAACAUUUCAUUUAAGGGGCUGCGGAAGCCAGUGUCUCUAGAAGAACUGGUCAAAUCAAAACUCUUGGACAGUAAAACGGUAGACCAGUUGAUGCAAGGCCUAAAAUCAGAGGAAGAAGUUAGGCGGUCAAUACAAACCUACCUUGGCGGAUCGACGGCUAUUGCUGGAGUGUACAUUGAAGCAGCAAAGGAAAAAAUGUCCAUAUACAAUGCCUUGAAGAAAGGUUAUUUGAGGCCAGGAACCAGUUUGGUUUUGCUCGAAGCGCAGGCAGCUACAGGGUUCAUUGUUGAUCCCAUCAACAACUUGAAACUGUCAGUGGAUGAGGCAGUGGAACAGAAAGUAGUAGGAUGGGAUUACAAAGACAAACUCCUUUCAGCAGAGCGAGCUGUCACUGGGUACACAGAUCCGUACUCUAAAGAAACACUCUCACUCUUCCAGGCCAUGAAAAAGGAACUCAUCUUAAAAGACCAUGGGAUCCGGCUCCUGGAAGCUCAAAUCGCUACUGGUGGCAUCAUUGACCCGCAGGCCAGCCAUCGUCUUCCAGUGGAAGUGGCCUACAGCCGAGGACUGUUUGAUGAGGAGAUGAACCAAAUAUUGUCCGACCCCAAUGAUGACACUAAAGGUUUCUUUGAUCCAAACACUCAGGAGAACCUCACGUAUUUAGACCUCAAGAAUCGUUGCAUCACCGAACCAGAGACUGGACUGUGUUUGCUGCCAAUUAAAGACAAGAACUCAAAAACAAAGACACUCAUUGUCACCAGUGAAAACGUGCAGACUGACAGUCAAGGAAAAAAUGAAUCCAAUAAUGGUGUAGAUCUUAAGAUUGGGAGAACCAUCAGAGGUGACAUUGGAUGA
Molecule: messenger RNA, 4407 nt
Organism: Lethenteron reissneri (Far Eastern brook lamprey)
Lineage: Eukaryota; Metazoa; Chordata; Hyperoartia; Petromyzontiformes; Petromyzontidae
Product: plectin-like
Biological process (GO): wound healing; hemidesmosome assembly; intermediate filament cytoskeleton organization
Cellular component (GO): focal adhesion; cytoskeleton; cytoplasm
Molecular function (GO): structural constituent of muscle; cadherin binding; structural constituent of cytoskeleton
Source: RefSeq, a predicted model, not a curated record